This is a messenger RNA of Gastrolobium bilobum, 888 nucleotides long. RefSeq lists its product as uncharacterized. The transcript has a single exon. The record is from RefSeq and is a predicted model, not a curated record. NCBI's taxonomy places the organism in Eukaryota, Viridiplantae, Streptophyta, Magnoliopsida, Fabales, Fabaceae. Gene Ontology annotation, cellular component: plasma membrane. The coding region runs from base 1 to 888 and encodes 295 amino acids.
AUGGAUUCAUCCCAAAAUGAAAGAGGACCCCAAAAAGAAUCAUCACCCGACCAGUCUUCAUCAAACAGGGAUGCAACGCCGCCCCGGCCACAGUCACCGCCAGCGGCGGCUGCGCAGCCCCAGAUGAUGUAUUACCAGCCGGGAAUGGCCUAUCCAGGUCAAUAUGGAGGCCAACCCCAACCCCAUCAUGCUUACCCGCCAGGAUAUGCCCCAUACCCAAAUGAUCAAUACCCUCACGGAUAUAAUUACCCUGCAGCCCCCUACUACGGCGUUCCGGCGACCUAUCCUCCCGGUGACGGAGGUAGAAGUUUCAUCCGAAGCUUCAUAUUGUGUUCAUGUAUAAUAUUUACGUUCUUCUUCAUUGCAUCCCUUGCGAUGGCGCUAGUGUUUCAUCCCCGACUCCCUAAUUAUAAGGUUAUUUCCCUCUCAGUGGCGAAUUUCAGCACCAAUCCAACCUUAACCGGUGUUUGGAACACCAGCAUCAUAGUAGAGAAUCCCAAUGACAAGCUAAAAAGUUAUUUUUCCGAUUUCAAGGUGGAUUUCAUCCACAAAGAAAAUAUAGUAGCGGUGAGUGGUGUACCCGAUUUUGUGUUGGAUGAGCACGAACAGAAACAAAUGGAUAUAAAGGCCUCCUCAAACGACGUUGCAAAUGGAAUGUCGUUCCAAAAGUGGGACAUGGAUGAGAUGGCGAAAGAACGAGACACUGGCUCCAUCAUGGUCGUUUUAAGGUUAUCUUCCGUGGCCACGAUCAAGUCUAGCACAAUGUCCACAACAAGCGCAAUGGUACUAGCACUUUGCGACGGCUUGAAGGUUGUGUUUCAAAAUAACACCGGCACUGGCACCUUGGACGAUGGGGGCAAGCCCAUUAGUUGCCAACCUUAUAUGUAA